This is a messenger RNA of Branchiostoma floridae (Florida lancelet), 2188 nucleotides long. Its product is annotated as probable RNA polymerase II nuclear localization protein SLC7A6OS. The record is from RefSeq and is a predicted model, not a curated record. The transcript has 4 exons. Bases 19 to 1092 code for a protein of 357 amino acids. Gene Ontology annotation, biological process: developmental process. Lineage: Eukaryota; Metazoa; Chordata; Leptocardii; Amphioxiformes; Branchiostomatidae.
CAAGUGUUCUACUGACCUAUGACCCGCAGAAGAAGAAGAGAAAGCAUGGCAGCAGCGGUGGUCCGUGUGAAGCGCUGUCAGACAGACGACCCUGUCGAGGCUUUGUUGGUCUCCUGUAAGAGACUAAAGGCUGCGGAUGGGCAGGCGACAGCCACAGUGACCGCUGAAGACAUCAGGGAGGUUUUUAAGUUCGUCGGAACAGUCGCUAAACAGGGUGACAACCUUCCCAAACAUAUCAAGGACAGCAUCUCUAAGACCAGGCCGCAUGCCAAGAAGCAGGCAAAGCCCGUCACCAGUAAGAGACAUGAACAGAAUCGUGAUGCCUUUAGGGUGGCCCAACGGGCAAGUCGCUACAAAGUGGUGGCAAGUCACAGGGACAUUGAUGUGGUUCUAGAGAGGGAAGAAAACAAAGAUACAGAAAAGAAUGGCCCCAAGGUGGCGGAGGGUGGAGAAGUGGAAGCUGGGCAGCUCUUUGGUGUGUUUGAUGCUGUGGAGGAAAACAGCAAGGAGGAUGAAGAAAGGAAGAAGAAAAGAGCUGAGAGAAAAAUGCAGGAGCUGAGUGACCCCGAUGCCAUCACCUGUAACUCCGUCAGAAUGAUCCGUGAGAAGCUGACCCUGUCGGACAGCCCGGCGGCCCCACAACAGUCCCCACAGUUUGUUUACGACAUCUACUACUCGGACUCGCUGGACCCCACCCACCUCCAGCACAUCGUGGAGGUCACAGACUGCCAUCAGAUGGAGCUGGUCCACGAGGAUGCAGAUGAUGAGGGAGGAGACAUGUAUGAUGAUGAGGAUGACAGCAAUGAUGAAAGUAACUGGAGGAACGACUAUCCUGAUGAAGAUGAGGCUUCCAGCAGGGAUAUAGAUUAUUAUGAUCCGGACUAUGAGUGGAAGGACACCUUUGGUGACCUGUCUAGUGAUGAUGAUGACUAUCUUGGCCCCAGACGGAUGCCAGGCAGUGUGAGAAGUGCAGAGAGUGGGGCCAUGGCCAGGUUCAAGGCCCAUCCUUUAGCAGACCUGGAUGAUGGGUACUGCUAUACAGUGCAGGAUGGUGGCAGUGAUAGUGACAAGGGCGGAGAUUUUACAUAUUAAGACAGGAUUAUACAAAAUGGCAGAGGUUGCUAUCUGCAAAAGUUCUGAGAAUUGGAAGGAUGGCAUCACACUGGAUGGUACCAUUUAGGCUUUGGGGUCCUUCAUAUUAUCGAAUUACCUACUAGGAUGUUGGUCCAUCCUUCACCAUCUGCAGUCCUUCCAAGAUAGUAAAAGACAAACAUAAAAAAGUGUCAGACACUGUAGCAUGCAGAAACACCUUGAAUUCAGUGUAUAGAAUAGUGACAGUAUUGUUGUGGACGUGCACUAUAAAUGAGCAACUAUCCACUGGUGCUAUUUGAACUGAAGACCUAUAUGUGCUAAUCACACAAGUAUGAUUGAAUCAAAAGGCUAUAAGGCAUACGUGCCACUAAUAAUAUCAGACCAUGCAUCUCCAUACAAAUAAUUCUCUCUAAAGCUUUUUCACAAUUAGUGUAUUUUUUAACGAUUGGCAAAAAACGUGAGAAAAUGAUCGGGAUUACUCUGUUAUUGCCGAUGGAUAUAAUUAAUUGAAUGGCUCUGAGAAGGAAGAUGUAAAGUUUUAAGACUACAUGAAACUUAGAGGUAUCCUAAAUAGGCUAAGUGCAUGUCUUUGACCUGGAUGUAUGUGUCGUGUUUCAGAUGACUAAUACAUAUCACUGCAGUGUAUAAUACAAAGUAUAUAUUGGGAUUAGAUAUAUGACAGCAGCUUUGUUACACUGUUCAUACUUUGUGAUAUGAAAAUGCACAUGUACCUCAUUCACACUACACUAAACAGAGAAGUUUUAUUUUUUUACUGUUUAAAGUCUUUGGAGUUGAGUCUGUUAGACAUUUUUGUUGCCAGCAAACUUGCUUCAUAUAAUAAGACACGCAUUUCAGAACAAACCAAGAAUGAUAAAUCGGGCUGUAGUUGUUAUUAAGGCUGGGAUUUCUUUCAUUCUUCAAUAAAUCCCACCAGUUUUUGUGACAAACUACACAACGGAAAACUGAUCCGGCUGUAAUGGCAGUAUAAUGUGUAUAUCUUGUCAGUCAGUAAGAACUCAAGACAGGCACUUGUAUGCUUCUCUAGAUAAUGGUGACACAACAUGAAGAUUAUAGUAUAGGCGGAUUAGCAGUAACU